AUGGCCGUCGGACGCAACGCAGCCACCAAGCUCGACUGGGCCAAGCUCGCCCAGCAGCUCUCUCUCAAGGGCCAAACCGCCACCUCGCUCACUGCCUUCAAGAAGCGCAACGACGACGCCCGCCGCAAGCUCGCCCAGCUCCAAGAGCAGCAGCAAACCAUCGACUUCUCCCACUACCGUGGCAUCCUCAAGAACUCGGCCAUCGUCGACGACAUUGAGAAGCAGUUCAACGCUUUCCAGCCCAAGAAGUACGACGUCAACCGCCAGAUCAAGGCCAUUGACGCUUUCGAGGCCCAGGCCGUCAAGGCCGCCGAGCAGACAAAGUCCAACGUCGAUGUUGAGCUCAAGGACCUGCAGAAGACAUUGAAGAACAUUGAGGAGGCCAGACCAUUCGAGGACUUGACCGUCGACGAGGUUGCCGCCGCCCAGCCCGAGAUCGACCAGCGCACCGAGCAGCUCGUCAAGAAGGGCCGCUGGAUGGUACCCGGAUACAAGGAGAAGUUUGGCGAUCUUUCCAUUCUUUAG
Molecule: messenger RNA, 525 nt
Organism: Aureobasidium namibiae CBS 147.97
Lineage: Eukaryota; Fungi; Ascomycota; Dothideomycetes; Dothideales; Saccotheciaceae
Product: mitochondrial ATP synthase
Exons: 3
Coding region: 1-525 (174 amino acids)
Biological process (GO): proton motive force-driven ATP synthesis
Molecular function (GO): proton transmembrane transporter activity
Source: RefSeq, a predicted model, not a curated record